This is a messenger RNA of Penicillium canariense, 2142 nucleotides long. Its product is annotated as F-box domain protein. The record is from RefSeq and is a predicted model, not a curated record. Bases 1 to 2142 code for a protein of 713 amino acids. The transcript is spliced from 2 exons. Gene Ontology annotation, biological process: SCF-dependent proteasomal ubiquitin-dependent protein catabolic process. Gene Ontology annotation, molecular function: protein binding. Gene Ontology annotation, cellular component: SCF ubiquitin ligase complex. Lineage: Eukaryota; Fungi; Ascomycota; Eurotiomycetes; Eurotiales; Aspergillaceae.
AUGGCCACGCCCGUCACCGACGAGAUCCUCCCCUCGCCGGAGGUCUCGCUGGCGAGCCCAGCCUCGUCAGCCGGCCAAAUUGCUCUCGAACAACCCCCAAAACUCAAGGGCCGCCAGAAGUUGCUGCAGAGUCUCCAGCGCAUGUCGUCCAGCCCGACGCUAACCCGCCGUGGGCGAUCGGCAUCCACUGGUUAUCGGCGGGACCACAAGGCGUCCUUAUCGUGUGUCUCGUUAUCGUCCGCUGCAUACUCCCCAUGUCUGGGCAACGGCAGCUCCCCGCAAGUCUAUGGGGGCCUCAAUCCCCGACCGGCCACUCCGGGCUGCUCCGGCGCGUCGGGUGAGUUGGAGGGCAGCAACGCUCGGAUCCGCCUCGUGGGCACCGAUACCCCAACGGCCUCGCGAACCGUCCCCUUGCCCUUCGACUUGAGGCCGACCUCGGGGGUUCUCCUCGAAGCGGCCCGCACGCUUGAUUUCUGGGGUGAUAUGCCGCAAGAGUUGAAGAUGGAGGUCUUUCGGUACUUGACUCCCCGUGAAAUUGUGCGCUGCUCGGCAGUGUCGAAGAUGUGGAAUGAGAUGUGCUACGAUGGACAGUUGUGGUCCAAGGUGGACACGGCCGAGUAUUACUCGAAGAUUCCGAGCGAUGUUCUGAUUAAAAUCCUCACAUCGGGUGGGCCUUUCGUUCGCGACCUGAACUUGCGAGGCUGCAUCCAGUUAAAGCACAAAUGGUCCUCGGAUGGAGAGCGGAUCUCGGAUUUGUGCCGGAACCUGGUCAGUUUUUCGCUGGAAGGAUGUAUCAUCGACAAGACGUCCAUCCACUACUUCCUGCUGCGGAACCCGCGACUGGAGUACAUCAACGUCUCAGGCCUCAAGAACGUGACCAACUCUGCCAUGAAAAUCAUCGCUCAAUCUUGUCCUCUGUUAGAGACGUUGAACAUCUCCUGGUGCAACAAUGUCAACACCAAUGGAAUCCUCCGAGUCGUCCAGUCCUGUGAGCGGCUGAAGGAUCUGCGCGCCAGCGAGAUUCGUGGAUUCGACAAGGAAGAUAUCACCCUGGCCUUGUUUGAGCGCAAUACAUUGGAACGACUGAUCAUGAGUCGCACCGAUCUGACCGACCAAAGUUUGAAGGUGCUCAUGCACGGUGUCGACCCAACCGUCGACGUGCUCACCGAUCGGCCCGUCGUCCCGCCUCGGCGAUUGAGACACUUGGAUAUGCAUCACUGCUCAGAUAUCACCGACGAUGGCCUGAAAAGUCUAGCCUACAACGUCCCUGACUUGGAGGGCCUGCAAAUCUCGCAGUGCUCGGAGCUGACCGACGACGCCAUCAUCGAUGUCAUCCGCACCACGCCCAACCUCUCUCACUUGGAAUUGGAAGAUCUGGAGAAUCUGAGCAAUAGCGUUCUUGUUGAGCUCUCCAGGUUCCCCUGUGCGCGGCAUCUCGAGCACCUGAACAUCAGCUACUGCGAAAAUCUCGGUGACACAGGCAUGCUGCAAAUCAUGAAACACUGCCCGAAGCUACGCUCCGUCGAAAUGGACAAUACCCGCGUCUCCGAUCUGACCCUUAUGGAAGCGAGCUUCCGUGUCCGGAAGCGCGGCUAUGGCGAUGAACUUUCUAAAGUUGGCUUGCGGCUGGUUGUCUUUGACUGCGCCAACGUCACCUGGGCAGGCAUCAAAGAAGUCCUAUCGAGCAAUGCAUACAUCCCACGCGCCCGCAAGUCUAUCUCGCCGUCAGCUGCUAUUGUAACCGUCACCCACGCAACCUCAGACAGCGAUUCACCAAUGACUACCACCUUUGUCACGCCGACUUCCACCCCGUCGCCAUCGUCGACCUUUCCAGCCGAGAUUAUUCAGCUCAAGUGUUUCUACGGCUGGCAGAUGACCGUCGACGAGCACACAAAGCGCGUCCUGCGCGGUGACCUCGUUGCUGCUAGUCGUCUCGACCGCAAGUGGGCAGACUACAUGAUGGCCACCGAAGAAGCCGGUGCUGCCGGUGCAGGUGCACGACGUCGACGACGCCGUGCCCGGGAAGCAGAGAGACUGUAUAACGCCGACGAAGAGGACGAUGGCUACGGUGUUGGCGGAAUUUCUGCGCUUGGUGGCCGGCGCCGCCGUGCUCAGAGUGGUGGUAGUUGUGCGGUGAUGUGA